Messenger RNA from Staurois parvus, 645 nucleotides. NCBI's taxonomy places the organism in Eukaryota, Metazoa, Chordata, Amphibia, Anura, Ranidae. The record is from the annotation of a GenBank genome assembly.
CGGCUCCUCCCCUUUAGUCUUGCACAGGUGUACCAGCUCCUCCCCUUCAGUCUUGCACAGGUGUACCGGCUCCUCCCUUUAGUUUUGCACAGGUGUACCGGCUCCUCCCCUUCAGUCUUGCACAGGUGUAUCGGCUCCUCCCCUCCAGUCUUGCACAGGUGUACAGGCUCCUCCCCUUCAGUCUUGCACAGGCGUACCGGCUCCUCCCCUUCAGUCUUGCACAGGUGUACCGGCUCCUCCCCUUCAGUCUUGCACAGGUGUACCAGCUCCUCCCCUUCAGUCUUGCACAGGUGUACUGGCUCCUCCCCUUCAGUCUUGCACAGGUGUACCGGCUCCUCCCCUUCAGUCUUGCGCAGGUGUAUAAACUCCUCCCCUCCAGUCUUGCACAGGUGUACCGGCUCCUCCCCUUCAGUCUUGCACAGGUGUAUCGGCUCCUCCCCUCCAGUCUUGCACAGGUGUACUGGCUCCUCCCCUUCAGUCUUGCACAGGUGUACCGGCUCCUCCCCUUCAGUCUUGCACAGGUGUAUAAACUCCUCCCCUCCAGUCUUGCACAGGUGUAUAAACUCCUCACCUUCAGUCUUGCACAGGUGUACCGGCUCCUCCCCUUCAGUCUUGCACAGGUGUAUUGGCUCCUCCCCUCCAGUC